Messenger RNA from Candoia aspera, 1801 nucleotides. RefSeq names its product forkhead box J2 (gene FOXJ2). Gene Ontology annotation, biological process: regulation of transcription by RNA polymerase II. The record is from RefSeq and is a predicted model, not a curated record. The transcript is spliced from 11 exons. NCBI's taxonomy places the organism in Eukaryota, Metazoa, Chordata, Lepidosauria, Squamata, Candoiidae. Gene Ontology annotation, molecular function: DNA-binding transcription factor activity, RNA polymerase II-specific; RNA polymerase II cis-regulatory region sequence-specific DNA binding. Gene Ontology annotation, cellular component: nucleus. The coding region runs from base 167 to 1741 and encodes 524 amino acids.
CGGCCAGGCGAGGCCCUGCGCCCUCUCCGCCCGCGGGAGAUGCGGGGCCGCCCGGCGGGAGUGGCGUGCGCUGAGGGCCGGGCGGUCGGGCGGAGCAUGAGGCCCGGGCGCAGGGCGGCGGCGGCGGCGGCGUCCCCCUGAGCGGCCGAUCUUGUCCUCCAGCGCCAUGGCUUCCGAUCUGGAAAGCAGUCUCACGUCCAUUGAUUGGCUCCCACAGCUCACUCUUCGAGCCACCAUUGAGAAAUUAGGGGGGGCCUCUCAGUCAGGCCCCCCAGGAGCUGGUCGGAAGUGUCCACCUGGCUCUCCAACGGACCCCAAUGCCACUUUGAGCAAGGAUGAGGCCGCAGUCCAUCAGGACGGAAAGCCCCGGUACAGCUAUGCCACCCUGAUCACUUACGCCAUCAACUCCUCGCCUGCCAAGAAGAUGACGCUCAGCGAAAUCUACCGCUGGAUUUGCGACAACUUUCCCUAUUACAAGAAUGCUGGCAUUGGAUGGAAGAACUCCAUCCGGCACAACCUUUCGCUGAACAAAUGCUUUCGAAAAGUGCCUCGUCCCCGGGAUGACCCUGGAAAGGGUUCUUACUGGACGAUUGACACCUGUCCUGAUAUGUCCCGGAAGAGGCGCCAUCCAGCAGAUGAUGAUCUGUCACAAGAUUCCCCGGAGCAGGAGGCAAGCAAAAGCCCACGGGGCUCCGUCUCUCUGGGUCCAGAAGCCUCCCUCUCCCCCGAGUCCAACCAGCAGCUCUCGUUGCAAAGCACACCCCCCCUCGGCAGUUAUGGCCAGCAGAGCACAGGGCCGGUGGAGGUGGCCGCCACUGUGGCGAGCGGACAAGGCCGUGAAGGGACCGAUGUUCCACCUCCGCACUACAGUACCAGCAACGACUUGAAGUUCUCCUAUUCUGAAAUCAACUUCCAGGAUCUGAGCUGGUCCUUCCGAAAUCUCUACAAAUCCAUGCUAGAGAAGUCCUCUUCCUCCCAGCAUGAUUUCUCCUCCCUGCUGGGGGAGAUGCAGCCCUCCAACCACGGCUACUACAUGUACCAGCAGCCGCAGGGGCCUCCCUCUGUCGGAGCCGCACCGCCCCUCCACACCCCGACCUCCGAGGGCUGCCCAUCCCAGGGUAGCAAGCAGGGGGGGGAUGGCUACGGCCCCCCGCCCGUGAUGUCUCUGCACCCCUCGGCCCUGCAGCACGGAGGGUAUCACCAGCACCCCCACCCCCACCAGCCACCACCACAGGCUUCCCUCAACAACACCAGCUUUGCAUUUCCCUCUGACUGGUGCUCCAACAUUGAUUCUCUGAAAGAAAGCUUCAAGAUGGUCAAUCGACUCAACUGGUCCAGCAUUGAACACUCCCAGUUCUCAGAGUUAAUGGAGAGCCUGCGCCAGGCGGAACGCAAGAACUGGUCCUUAGAUCAGCACCACAUUGCCAACCUCUGUGACUCCCUGAAUCAUUUUCUCACCCAGACCGGGCAGCUCCCUCACCUGGGAGGCCCCCCGCAGCCCCCCCGCAUCUCCGAGUCCUGUGCCAUGAAUAGCAACAAGCAAGACCAGCCUAUGAGCCAAGUGAACUCGUAUGGCCAGCCGGCGCCUCCCCACCUGUACUCUGGGCCCUCUCCGAUGUAUCCGAUUCCCACCCAGGACUCGCCAGGGUAUAAUCGUCCAGGUCAUCAUUUGGUUUCGCGGCCACCUCCAGGUGCCCCCGAGGAGAUCCCUGAUGAUUUCAAUUGGGAUUUGAUCACCUAGCAAGCGAAAGACUUGGCAGCCCCUCCCUCCUGGAGGGUUGCCUGCAGGGGGAGGAAGCUG